AUGGCGCCGUUAAUCGUGCGACGUCUGAACGCCCGGAUAUCCGAAGUAGGAGGGACUGCCCGUAUAUGCUACACGGGCGCCGGGAAUCGCGUCGAUAAAGCCACCGCCGCCGUCUUCACCGCCUUCAUGAAGUCGAUGGAAAAUGUCGCCGUCGACAUCGGUGUCGUCGAUCUACUCGGAGGCCGAAGUUGGUUUUUUGUCAUUUUGAGAACAUUAUGGAGAAAAGCUUCGCUCGAGAACAUGGACAAUGGCGGAGACGAUCAGCGGCUUCAUAACCUCGAGAACAUGGACAAUGGCGGAGACGAUCAGCGGCUUCAUAACCUCGAGAACAUGGACAAUGGCGGAGACGAUCAGCGGCUUCAUAACCUCGAGAACAUGGACAAUGGCGGAGACGAUCAGCGGCUUCAUAACCUCGAGAACAUGGACAAUGGCGGAGACGAUCAGCGGCUUCAUAACCUCGAGAACAUGGACAAUGGCGGAGACGAUCAGCGGCUUCAUAACCUCGAGAACAUGGACAAUGGCGGAGACGAUCAGCGGCUUCAUAACCUCGAGAACAUGGACAAUGGCGGAGACGAUCAGCGGCUUCAUAACCUCGAGAACAUGGACAAUGGCGGAGACGAUCAGCGGCUUCAUAACCUCGAGAACAUGGACAAUGGCGGAGACGAUCAGCGGCUUCAUAACCUCGAGAACAUGGACAAUGGCGGAGACGAUCAGCGGCUUCAUAACCUCGAGAACAUGGACAAUGGCGGAGACGAUCAGCGGCUUCAUAACACCAGCACGAACCUGGGCAUCCGCAGGAGCCGGAUCUCCGGAAAGUUGGUGGCACCUCCUAGGGUGCCAACCGAAUACCUGGCGGACGAUGCGCGCCCUCUGCUGGAUCAGACUGCAAAUAGCUCACUUGACUGCAUUCCGUUGGCCCUGGAUGUCAUCAUCAAGAUCAAGGGGCUGCAGCCAGCUCCAAAAGAAUGGUUCAAGGGAACGUGGCGGGUGAGUCUAUUUGAAUAU
Molecule: messenger RNA, 1005 nt
Organism: Mesorhabditis spiculigera
Lineage: Eukaryota; Metazoa; Nematoda; Chromadorea; Rhabditida; Rhabditidae
Source: the annotation of a GenBank genome assembly